ACCAGGUUGCAAUGCGACCUAGGAGGUUUUUUUUUCCUAGCUUGGGGGUUGGUACGUGAACUGAAAGAAAAGUUAAAUGAAGACGACUGGAAUUGCGCCGUGGCGAGUUGGACUAGGUAGUCUGGAUAUUCUAGACGAAUCUGUCUUUGGAAUGCCAUUCUAUCCCUUGUGCGGUUAUGAGGAACAAAGCCAUCGAGAAGUGCGAACAUUCCAGAUUCAGCUUUCCAUAAUCGAACUUUAUCACUUCAUCCUCUCACUAAUUACUUUCGUCUUCUGGAUUUUAGCGUGUUUACCGAAUACUCCGUCAUCAUGGUUUACAGAGGACCCUACGAGGAGCUCCGAGAUGCUAAUAAAUAUGACUUCAUCACCGAGCUUACGCCGGGAGUCUGGAAGAUAUGCCGCAAGGUUGACCGAAUGGAAUAUCUUGCUCAUGAUAUCACUGACAAGUUAACCUCAAACCCGUCUAAUACUGCAGAAGGGGACCCUACCGAUUUGCAGCAGCUCCUGACCUCGGAAAGAACCAAUAUCAUCGAACCGCUCAAGGCUAUUUUGAAUCAUGGGCAUAUUGUCUCCUUGAUAGAUAUCUUCUCCGUCCAGACAUCCGAUGCUAGAAGCGAGCUCAACGAUCGGCACUAUGCUGUCUGGGAGUUCUGUGAUGCCGGAAACCUAGGAAACCUCCUCGUCAGCGGUCAACGGAGAUUCCCCAAGGCGUCUGGGCCGAUCAUGGAGGGGCUUUCGGAUGAAGAGGAUGAAGGGGGUCCUAUCGUCUAUGAUGAUGAUCAGGGUGAUACCAUACGUAAAAACUUCCUCGAAAAGAUAAAGAGCAGAACAAAAGAUACGUUCUUGCCAGAGUCGUUAUGUUGGCAUGUGCUCGUUUCGGUUAUAAGAGCCCUGGCAUGGUUACAUGAGGGUUCUGAGCCAGUCCCACCGGGGGAAGACGGUAGAAUAACAUUCGCCCCUGAUGUAGACUGGGAGCCUAUUCUGCACCGCAAUAUCGUCCCCGAGAACAUAUUCUUCAUGCAUCCUAAGCGCAGCGAGUGGUAUGGGAGUUGCAAGCUAGGCAAUUACUGCAACGCAUUCAUAUCCGGCCACCAUAAUGGAUACCAGGAAAAGCCCGAGCAGACACGAGUUCGAAGCGAAGCCUUAGCUCCGUCUCGAGACCAAGGUUUUCAACCUCUCAAAGAGCUUAUCAAACUGGACGAGGAAUUCAGUCAUACCUAUCCUCAGCAGCCAAAUCAGCCCUACACUAGGGUCAGCGAAUUGAGAGCGGUUGGGGAAAUCCUGCAAGCGAUGAUGGUAUCUCCUGGCUACGAGGGCAAUCACGUCGCCGCGAUGCGUGAGAAUACAGUGUAUAACAAUCUCAAAGAUGUGGAUUACUCGCAUACGCUGAAGAACAUCGUGGUAUGGCUGAUGGAAUUCAACCCGGACCAGAAGUUAGAGAACGGAGAGUACAGGUGGAAUGAACGAGGCCGGAACUAUAUGACUACCCUCGCUUGCACCAAUGUCCAGCGUCAAUAUGAAGCAUGGUUCAAUUCCAGCCAUCCGGAAGCAAGGAAGAUGAUACCUAUUGAGGUCGAGUUGGGGAAGCAGAAGUACGAGGACGAUAUAGAUAUGGCAAAGAAUAUUGAAUAUCUAAGGGAAAUUAAUCGGGUUCUAGAGAAACAAGAUAACUUGGUUGAGGUAUUUUAUGGGAAACCGGAGAAGGAGAAGGAGGUUGAUAUCUCGGCCACGGCUAGCACCGGGGGGGUUGCAUAGUUGGUCCCUGUUGCUAUUAGAGUAAUGUCGGCGUAUCACGCUUCGGAGAACAUAACUGGUAAAAUUUGGCAGGUAAUGCACUAUAACGCAUCCGGCGGCGGGAGUACGGUUCAUUAGUGGUUCUGAAGUAUUUCAAUAUGGAUAUUACUAUUGGAACUAAACGCCGUUGGGGUGGCCAGAGUAGUUUAUGAUUAGGUAUUCAUUAUUUCCAGGUUCAUUGUAUCCAGCCUAUCUAAUAGGUAGGUAGUUGACUUGGUUUUGUCUGCCGUGGUUUACGCUCUCCUACAUCUUUCAUUGCUUGUGUCCCAGAACAGCCUUCAAACUUUCACCAUAACAUAUUUCGGGCUAUCUUCUACAAACUCGGCUUUCCUUCUAUAGCCGAAGCUGUGUUGUCCAUCCUUC
Annulohypoxylon truncatum is the source of this 2157-nucleotide messenger RNA. RefSeq lists its product as uncharacterized. NCBI's taxonomy places the organism in Eukaryota, Fungi, Ascomycota, Sordariomycetes, Xylariales, Hypoxylaceae. Bases 310 to 1755 code for a protein of 481 amino acids. Gene Ontology annotation, molecular function: protein kinase activity; ATP binding. The transcript is spliced from 3 exons. Gene Ontology annotation, biological process: protein phosphorylation. The record is from RefSeq and is a predicted model, not a curated record.